Molecule: messenger RNA, 1146 nt
Organism: Moesziomyces antarcticus
Lineage: Eukaryota; Fungi; Basidiomycota; Ustilaginomycetes; Ustilaginales; Ustilaginaceae
Exons: 1
Coding region: 1-1146 (381 amino acids)
Biological process (GO): protein monoubiquitination; protein polyubiquitination
Molecular function (GO): ubiquitin protein ligase activity
Source: RefSeq, a predicted model, not a curated record
AUGGACCUCCGGCGGGGUGUGGUCCGAGCGGGCUAUGCAAUCCUUCCGACGGCAUCCAAAUCGGCCCGGCGCAUGGCAUGUUUGGCGGCGAUUCGCACGCGUCACGCCGCGCCCUCGCUCCAAAUUCCGCUUCAACUCAGCCCGUCUCCUCCGCGGAUACCCUGCUUGCCACCCACCACCUUCUUCGCGCAGCCCAUGCAACAGCAUGUAACACCACCUCCCGACACUGCCAAGGGCAAACGCAAAGCCAGCGAUGCAUCCGACACCUCAACCGAUGACUCGUCGGGAUGGUGUUUGAUCUGCCACUCGGACGUGGUGGAUCGGACGGUGCUUCCGCGCUGCCUGCACUCGCAAUUCUGCUUCCUGUGCAUCACGCGCUGGUGUGCGAUCAAACCGCGCUGUCCGCUCUGCCAAUCCGACGUCGGCGAGUACAUCAUCCACGCCAUCCGCGACGACGCCGACUAUGUCCGAUACCACCUUCCUCCUUCUCUCCCUUCGGCCUCUAUGUCGCAAGGUGAAGUGGUACGGAGGCGGCACAUUGUAUCGCAGAUGCAACGUGCUCGUGCAUCGCGCUCCCACUUCGAGGCUAGUGCGCUCGAACGUCGGAAACACAUCUACCGGUACGGGUUGUACGCUCGACACGUCGGCAGCAACAGGCACACAUCAUAUAGAGCCACACCCACGCCGGCGCAAAUCAAGCACGACGCAGCUACGGGUGGGGUUGUUGCGCGCCGGAUCGCGAGCUUUGUUCGACGCGAGCUGCAGGUCUGGCCGCACGUGGAUGGCGAGUUCCUCACGCGAUAUCUGGGGUCGCUGUUGCAGGUGUUUGGCGUGUCGAGCGACGAGGCGGUGCGGCUACUGGGCGAGUUCCUCGGCGAACGCACGGCACGCCAUCUGCUCCACGAACUCGAGUGCUUUCUGCGAAGUGGAAAGACAGAGUUGGCCAACUAUGAUGCGAGCCCCUGGCUGCAGUAUCCGCCACCCAAGAACAGCGUGCCCGCAGGCCGAAGUGAAGGUACGGAUGGUGGGGAGGUGAGGGAAGAGGUGGCACGGCGCAGACAGGUGCUGCUCGAUAGGUUGGAGCGCGAGCGUGCACUCCUAACACAGAACCACGAGUCCCGGCAAGGUUCGCAACUAGAUCAAUAG